GUCCAACCAUACUAACGUUAACAACAACAAAGGAUGGUGUCGUGAAGUUUUGAACUUAUUGUGUACCUCCUUCCCUUAUAGAUGUAGUCUUUUAAAAAAAUUAUAUAUAGACUAUCUUGUCAAAGCCACAAUGUACACGAAAUUGUAAUGGGGGUGGACGGUAAGCCGUUUCAGCUUUUGUAAGGGACGCUCACCCGGCGGCGACGCCAACGCUAAGCUAACGCUGAUGUUAGCUGAGUUAGCUUGACAACAAAAAUGAGCAGUUUUACAACAAGAUGGCAGGCGUUCAUUCUCUGUGAUGCAUCGGCGAUUUCUCUUUUUAUUUGCCAAGAAAGAUUCGCCGGGACAGUCGAGAAAACUAGCUAGAACAAUGGUUGCUGCAGAGCUAACUUAAGAUGGCUAAGUUUCGAGUGACAUUUGGGUGAGGGUGGUUUAGCCCCUUUGCCGAUCGAUAAAUGUGAUCAGGUGACACAGCACCUUGCAUAGCCCAGUGCUCUGUCCAGUUGGGGUUCAUUGGGCCCAGUAAGCUCCUAGUACUUAAACUAAAUGAGCAUUAACAAGGCUGCUGAAUGCCUCUGGAAAAUGAAAGACCUGUCAGCAGCAUCCUUUGUAUUGUUAAGCCUCAAGUUGGACAAUCUGCUUCAUCGAUGUUACCAUGAUCCGCAUAGCAGCAUUGAAUGCUGCUUCAACAGCAGCUGAUGAGUCUCAGGACCCCCUGAGAAGUAACAAGAGUCAGACCAAGGAGGCUCAGGAAGCAGAGGCUUUCGCUUUAUAUCACAAAGCAUUAGAUCUUCAAAAACAUGACAAGUUUGAGGAGUCUGCAAAGGCCUAUCAUGAACUUCUCAAAACUCCACUGCUUAAAGAGGCCAUGCCCUCAGAAGAUCAGAGAGUCGGGCUCAAGCAUCCCGGGCUGAUGCUGAAAUACUCUACUUUUAAAAACCUGGCUAGUCUGGCUGCAUUGCGAGAUGACCUAGAAACAGCUAUGGAGUUUUACUUGGAGGCUGUUAUGUUGGAUUCCACUGACGUGAACAUGUGGUACAAGAUUGGCCAGGUGGCCGUGCGACUGGUGCGCAUACCUCUGGCCCGGCAUGCCUUUGAGGAGGGUCUGCAUUGUAACCCAGACCACUGGCCCUGCCUGGACAACCUCAUAACUAUUCUCUACACACUGAGCGACUACAGCUGCUGUUUGUAUUUCAUCUCCAAAGCUCUGGAGAAGGAUCACUGUUACACUAAAGGCUUGGUGCUGAAAGAGAAGAUCUUUGAGGAGCAGCCCUGCCUGAGGAGAGACACCAUGCAGAUGUUCAUGAAGUGCGAUAUGUCUAUUCACUACGUGGAUGUGGAGGAGGAGGAAAGCCAAUCCAUUGUGGAGGAGGCACUGGAGCUACGGAAGCGCAGACAGGCUCUCUCUAACCGUGAACCGAAGCCUGACCUUGUCCUUAUUCAGCCCAUACGAUGCUUCUCGUGGAAGCAUAUCGGUGAGAGCUUCCUUGCAAUGUACAGAUAUCAGACCACAUGUGAGCCACCUCGCCCAAGUCUUGGCCGCAGGAUUGACCUGUCCGAGUAUCGAGACCCCAACUGCCUCCAAAACCUGCCCCAACCCAGCAGCCCAGCCAGCACGGGCCAGGCCACCAUGCCCAGCAGCAGCCCCAGCCACUCCCUGCCGCCAGUGUCCCUGCCUGAGCCAGCAGCUCUGUCCCAACCCAGCACUCAGCCUCAGAUUGCUAUCAGCCAGACCACUGUGGAGGUCACCACAACCACCACAACUGCUCCCCCUGUUGCUAUGGAUACUUCACUGACUGAUAAAGUGAAGAAAGCGCCAAAGAGAAAACGUGUGAUGGAAGACAGUGGAGAGACAGCAAAGCGACGCUCAGCACGAGUUCGAAACACGAAAUGCAAGAAGGAAGAGAAAAUUGAUUUUCAGGAGCUGCUUUUCAAAUAUCUUCCUUCCAGACUGAAAAAAUUUGAUCCCGAGGAUGAUGAUGAGAGCCUGAGUAAUCUUGAGACACAGUGUGAUGGGAAGGAUGAUGCCCGGCUUCACCAUGGGAGUUGUUUGCCUGUUGACUCAGUUGAAUACAUGGAAUCUGAACAACAGGACGUUCACAACUUCCUGCUGGAUAAUAUGACCAAUGGUGGCAUACUGGACCUGAUGAUGCGCUACCUGAAGGCCUUGGGUCAGAGGUUCAUGGAGGAGUGGCCUCGGGGUUUGACUGCCGUGGCACUGGAGGUCUACCAGACCUGGAGGAAGCACAGCAGCGGACUUCCCAACCCUCUGCUUCGGGACUGUAGCAACCAGCACAUUCGGGAAAUGCUCACAAUGAGCUUAGCAUGUAUGGAGUUGCAGUUGGAGCAGUGGUCGCACAGUAAAGGGAAAAUUGUGUCUCCAAGAAGGAGCAGCGUUGGUCCUGGCAGCGAAGCAGGUGACACAGAGUUUCCAGGCCAGCAUUUCCAGGGUGAUCUGUUCAUUUUGGCCUUAGGUUCCUCCCAGAGGGACCUUUUUGAGGAUGACUGGCUAGAUGUUAUGGUGCGUGUCUACUGGCUCAAGGCACGAUUCUUAGCCCUCCAGGGGGACAUGGAGUUAGCCCUGGAGAGCUAUGAUGUUUGUACAGGCCUGCUGCAGAGCAAGCCAAAGAUCCUGGAGGGAAAAUAUUAUACCAUUAGCCUGCCUAACCUACGGAUAGAUGCAGCAAUCUCUGUGGAGGAGAUUGACAAGAGGCUGAAGUCUCUUGAGCGUUGUCAGUCUCUGGAGGAGAUACAGCGCCUCUUUGAAUCUGGGGACUUCGAAUCUGUUGUGCGCUUGCUGCAGCCCACUCUUAAUUACGGCAGCAGGAGCAAACCUCUGGAGUUUGUCAGUUCAGCACCAGAACGGCCUGCUCAGCUGUUACUUCUACAGAACUCACUCUUGAAGCAGCGAGACUACCAGCAAUGUCUGGAGUGCACGGAGUUGGCUCUGAACGAAGCCUUGCAGCAGCUCAACUCAGUUCCAGUCUCCGCUAAGGAGGAGUGGGUCAACACUAUCACACAGCUGCUAGAUGGCACUGAAGUCUGUUUCACUGAAGAUUCAGAGCUUCUCAGCAACGUCCCCCACUUCUCUAGCAUGGCCAGACUGGCCAACAACCUCAUCCAGCUGAUCGAUCUUAGCAUGACCAUCUCUGACGAUCCCAAAGAGCCCUAUUUCUUCUCAGUUCUGCCUUGGAUUAUCCUGCAUCGCAUUAUCAAACAUGAAGAGGCUGCUUUUGACUGUAUGUUACGACAGCACAUGUCUGUUGGGGAUGAUGAAGAUGACUCAGACACUCCCAUGCUGCCCUCCUCCCUGAUGUUGCUCAACACAGCCCAUGAGUACCUCGGCCGGCGCUCCUGGUGCUGCAACUCAGACGGUGCACUCCUUAAGUUUUAUAUUCGGGUUCUGGAAAAAGAGCUUGCAGCCUCCUCCAAUGAUGACUCCCAUCCCUACAAAGAGGAGCUGGAAGUGGCACUGGAGCAGUGUUUUUUCUGCCUGUAUGCUUAUCCCAGUAAGAAGAGCAAGGCCCGCUAUCUUGAGGACCACUCUGCUCCACAGGUUGAGCUGCUGUGGAGCAAUUCCCUCUUCAUGUUCCAGUAUUUUAAACCAAAGACGCUGCCUGAGUUUGACAGCUACAAGACUAGCACAGUGUCUGCAGACCUGGCUAAUCUACUGAGAAGGUUCUGUGGCAUUGCUCCCCCUAGUGACACUCCUACGCUCACCAUGGACGAAGUGGCGGCCUACAUCGAGGGCACAACAGCAAAGGCUCCAUGCCUUCCGGAGGGUGGUGCACCUGCGCCCCCCAUCAUUAAUGAGAUCUACUACCUGCUGGCUGACUACCACUUCAAGAACAAGGAGCAGUCCAAAGCCAUCAAGUUCUAUAUGCAUGACAUCUGUGUGUGUCCCAACAGGUUUGACUCCUGGGCCGGCAUGGCUUUAGCCAGGGCGAGUCGUAUCCAGGACAAACUCAACUCAAACGAGCUGAAGAGUGACGGGCCCAUCUGGAAACACUCCCAAGCUGUACUCAACUGCUUUAAGCGAGCCCUGGAGAUAGACCGCUCCAACCUGUCCCUGUGGAUCGAGUAUGGUACCAUAUCAUACGCCCUGCAUUCAUUUGCCUCACGACAGCUUAAACAGUGGCGCAGCGAGCUGCCUCCUGAAGUGGUUAAACAGAUGGAGGAGCGGAGAGACUCCAUGCUGGAGACAGCCUCUCAGUGUUUCCAGGCUGCUUCCCGUUGUGAGGGUGACAGUGAUGAGGAAGAGUGGCUCAUCCACUACAUGCUUGGGAAGAUAGCAGAGAAACGCAAACAACCUCCACGGGAGUACCUGCAGCUUUACAAAAAGGCAGCACAUUAUCUGCAUGAGGAGGCAGCCAGGUACCCCCGGAAAAUCCAUUACCAUAAUCCUCCAGACCUGGCCAUGGAAGCCCUUGAGUUGUAUUUCCGUCUGAGUGCCACCAUCCUAAAACUGCUAGAGGCUGAUGAACCUGACCUGGAUCACGAGCUCUUUUUCAAUAUGAUGGUUGAGGCGGCCACGGGGCCGUUUGCCAGGGGGGAGGAGAAGAGCAUGCCAAGUAUGCCCAGGUCCCACGAAAAGGAGAAGCCUCCCUCCAUGAUGGAUGAAGACUCGCACUGUUCAUCUGUUUGCACAGGCAAUGUCCUCGGCUCCUCCCUUCCCUCAGUUGCCGCUCCAGGUCUGACAUCCCCUCUUUACAUGGCCACACCGGUCGACCACGAUUACGCCAAACGUAAAACACUCCGGCGGCAGCAGUGGCAGCAGCAGCAUAAGGAGCAGCAGGCCGAUGCCUCCCCAGAGUUUGACCAUGAUUACUGCCUGCCCAGGUCUCCAAUGUGGCUGGCUUCCCUGAAUGAGCGCAGUCAGGACAGUGAGGUGGUGAUGCUUUCUGACUCCAACUCCACCCAGGAUGCCUUCACAGAUCCGACCAGCUCACAGGACAGCAGCCACAAGUUGGCUUCAGGGAAGGCCAGCUCCUCCUCAUCAGAAAACACAACCCCCGUGAAGGAGGGGCAGCCUGCCGCCGAUGACACAGUUUCACAUGGCGAGAAAACCAGUGAAGGAGGACACAUUGGCAUCCAGAUGGAGGAUAAAGUUGUCCAGGAAGUGGUGGAUACUGUGUCGGUAACACUGCCUGAAGCUCUAGGCCCCAAGAUUUCAGUGGAACCCUGUCUGCAUCCUCUACCUGUCACAGCCACGCCCCCGAAGCCAGCCCCCUCUCAACAGGUCACCCCUCAGACCCCAGUCAGUGAGAGCAAGAAGAAACCAGAGCCACCCCCCGAGGUGGUAGAGGUGCCUAAAGCCCUGCCUGCAGACCGCAGCGACCAGAGACGCAUGUUGGUGGAAAUGUGUGUUCGUGCUCUGUUCCUCUGCCUGGGCCGCUUCCCACAGCACUACAAGAGCCUCUACCGCUUGGCCUUCUUCUAUACCAACAGUAAGACCCAUCAGAACUUACAGUGGGCUCGAGACGUGUUGCUAGGAAGCAGUGUCCCAUGGCAACAGCUGAAGCACAUGCCAGCACAAGGACUUUUCUGCGAAAGAAACAAGACCAACCUGUUUAAUGGCAUCUGGCGUAUUCCAGUGGAUGAGAUUGAUCGCCCGGGAAGUUUUGCAUCUCAUAUGAAUCGAUCCAUCGUCCUCCUGCUGGAGGUGCUGUCUCAGCUCAAGGAUCACGACACACUCUUGAAAGUCUCUUUCAUGCUGCAGAGAACCCCUGACCAGGGAAAGAAGUAUUUACGGGAUGUUGAUCGCCAGGUUUUGGCCAAGAGAGCAUUUUUCCUAACUGUAAAAGUCCUGGAGGACAAUCUGAACAGUCUCACAGGGGUGUCUGAGCAGCCUUCUAAAGUGACUGCGCCCUCCAUGGGGGAGAUGACCACAACGGACGCAUCCAACAGGCCCAGCGCAGAGGAUAGUAAACAUGCACUGCCUAAGAAGCCUGGGCUCACAGAGGGUUCCUGUACUUCAGGCCCUGACACAGGACCCAGGGAGGCCUCCCAGGCCCAGCUCGCCCUGGCCCCGCUGGCCACAGACAAGGGGGAAAAGGCUCAGGAGCACCAGUCUGGUAUGGGGGAGGCUGCUGGCAGUGAAGAGCUCAGAGCAGGGCUAGAAGAACCCAUGGAGCUGGACUCUAGCCACUGGAGGAGGCUUUCUACUACUGCAGAUUCUCAGGGCAGCCAAACUGAGGCUGAGCACCCCCGGGGUGCCAUGGAAUCUGGAGAGAAAGUGGCUGAGAGUAGCCGGACACCAGAGCUGUCUCUGGAGGAGCUCAGUAUCAGUUCCAGGCAGCAGCAGCAGCUCCAGGGCCCGGCACCUAAGGGUGCAGUGGCAGCCAGUGGGACUGAUCAGGGGUUGUUGCGAAGGCCCAACAGGAAAAGGAAGCUACUAGAGGAUGUGGAGUCAGGAAAAACCCUGCUGCUCGAUGCCUACAGGGUGUGGCAGCAAGGCCAGAAGGUCAUGACCUAUGACCUGGGGCGCAUCGAAAAGAUCAUGUCAGAGACUUAUAUGCUCAUCAAACAGGUGGAUGAGGAUGUAGCUUUGGAUCAAGCUGUGAAGUUCUGCCAGAUACAGUUGGCCACUUCUGCCCAAAGACAGACUGCAGGCGAUGCCCCAACCACACCUAAGUACACCAAGGAGCAUCGCGACAUCUUCUUCCCCGCCUCGCUGCCGACGCCAGUCCUGCUCAGCCACGCCGCCUGCCACCCGCUGUCCUCCCAGGACGGCCAAGCCCAAGCUGCGUACGAGCCCCUGAACAAGCUGUCCAGACCUCCAGCCUCAGGCUUCCACGAUCAUCCGCAGCACAGGAGAGCAGCCGGCCACCCAACUGCAACCAUGGCCUUCCUACCCCAUACAGAGGAGCGAGAGGAGCCCACAGAGGGCCUGGCGUACCGACAGCAGGAGUCUCACCUUUGUCAACAAAUGAAACUCGCCACCGUCUCCCAAGGGCAAGAAACAGCAGCAGCAGCAGCAGCAGCAGCAGGCUGGUACCAGGAGGAGCCUGCAACAUGUAGCACCGCACAGCCUUGUCCAGACCAGCAGCAGUAUGCCAGCAGCGAGCAGUCCAAGCUUCCAGACCCCAGCCGCAUCCGCUCCCGCAUCCCACCCAACAUGCCAAAGCUUUUCAUCCCUUCCACGGUUACCAAGUUCCCACCGGAGAUCACAGUAACUCCUCCGACACCCACGCUGCUGUCUCCCAAAGGCAGCAUCUCAGAAGAAACCAAACAGAGACUUAAGAACGUCAUCCUGUCCUCCCAGUCUGCAGCCACAGUCAAGAAGGACACUCUGAGCCAGCCAGCGCUGGAGGUGCAGGAGACAUCGAGCCAGGAGUCUUCGCUGGAGAGUGAGUCGGACGAGGAGGAUGAUUACAUGGACAUCUGAGCCUCCGAUCAGCCUCGCGCUUUCAGAGCACUGCAGAAACUGAACAACUCACAGCCUGGCCUAUGUUUUCCUUGUCUUAAAAUAACGGAAUGGUACAUGUCGCUGCAGCUAGUGUGUCUUUGUUGAUAAUAUUGUUCUUAUUUUUCUUUUUGUGCAUUUAGAAAUACUUUUUUAACAACAAAAAAAAGCACUCCCAACCUGAGAAAAUGCAUUUUUCUCAUCACCUGUCAUGGUGCUGUUUUGCUCUUGUUGUCAGCAGUGACAGGGGAUGACAGGCAGUGUCUUUUGUUUUCCAUGUGCCAUUUAUGCAUAUCGCACAGCUUAAAGAGCUUUCCGGAACUCACCGAAAGUGGGGAGUGCUAGAAAAGAACAAAUUAUCAGCUGUGUACUGGAUCUGGCAGAGCAGGCUUGUGGCCCGCACAGCCGUCCAGGCCUUUGUUUAUGCAUCCUCUACGAUGUUGUGUACCAGUUGUAUAUCUCCGCUGCAGCUAAAUCCUUGUCUUGAGAACUCCACAUCUCCAAUCUGAGGUGCUUCAAUCCGGACUGAUGCUCAGCAGCAUGUACCUGCUGUCAACCACUUUGACCAUUUACAUAGGCAUGAGAAUUUAUCCUGCGAGGCACUUGCAUCGGUACACGACAUAUUUCAGCGGACACAAAGGUGAAAUGAGGACAAUCAGCUGCACUCGACGCUUGUCUGUGGGGCCGGCGCACCACACAGCCUCAUAACCUGUAGCAGAUUGAACGUGUUUACACUUAACAAUUGGGAUGUCUUUCACUUGUCACUUAAUUUUGUGCUAUUUUUGUACUCACUGUAUUUACUUGUAAUAUUUUGUCCAAUAUUUUUUUUUUUUUUCCUUUUGUGUGCAUUUGUAGCGAAGAGGAACAGUUCUUAGCAGGAAGAAGUCCUGUCACCAGCAUUGAUCUGAACGAUACGGAAAGGGAUUUGGUCUCAAUUGUUUAGAAAUUAGCUUUUGUACAUAUCCUUAUCCAAAUAUCUUUCCAGUACGACGACUUUAAUGAUUUGGGUGUUUAGUCAAGCUGGAGAAGUGUGCAUGUGAGAGACAGCGAGCAUUAAGGUUACGUUAGGGUUUGGGUCUCUUCAAUUCCAAUCAACUCAGGAAACGUGACAGGACUAGUUACCAGACACGCUAAUGUGACUGAUUUUUUUUUUUUUUUUUUUUUUUUCCUUCCUGAAUUCAGUGGAAUUGAAACACGGGCAGAGGGAAACCUUAUUAUACAGAUGCCUUUCCAGUGAAACCGUUUUGGUAAAUUCGUCAAAAUUCUAGCUCAGAGGAAGACAAUAGAAUGUUUUUUUACAGAUUGUUUUCUAUGAAAAAAAAAAAGAUAUUUACUGAUUGUUUCUUGAAAGUUGUCUAAAAAGACUUUUUAAAACGGACAUAAAUGAUUAACUAAACAGUAUCACCCUUGACUAAACUGUUGGGAGUUUGUAUUUUUUUGUUCUUUGGUUUUCGGUGUAAGAUACUUUUCUAAUCUACUGCUGAGCUUCUGGGAAUGUAUCACGGCUAAAGGUGACGGGGUUCAAGGCUUCUGUUCGGCUCUGUCCCCUUAGCUCAGACUACUGGAGGGGAACUGUUCUCUACAUUUGGACUGAAUGCAUAUAAGAUGUCACAAACCAAGAAUAUAUAUUUGAGAAACAUGUA
Messenger RNA from Myripristis murdjan (pinecone soldierfish), 9048 nucleotides. RefSeq names its product calcineurin binding protein 1 (gene cabin1). The record is from RefSeq and is a predicted model, not a curated record. Gene Ontology annotation, biological process: chromatin organization. Gene Ontology annotation, cellular component: nucleus. Gene Ontology annotation, molecular function: nucleosome binding; protein binding. The transcript has 39 exons. Bases 656 to 7387 code for a protein of 2243 amino acids. Lineage: Eukaryota; Metazoa; Chordata; Actinopteri; Holocentriformes; Holocentridae.